Molecule: messenger RNA, 2523 nt
Organism: Thecamonas trahens ATCC 50062
Lineage: Eukaryota; Apusomonadida; Apusomonadidae
Exons: 2
Coding region: 1-2523 (840 amino acids)
Biological process (GO): protein peptidyl-prolyl isomerization; protein import into nucleus; RNA export from nucleus
Cellular component (GO): nuclear pore central transport channel; nuclear pore
Molecular function (GO): peptidyl-prolyl cis-trans isomerase activity; phospholipid binding; structural constituent of nuclear pore
Source: RefSeq, a predicted model, not a curated record
AUGUUCGUUCCAGGCACAAGGGCUCGCAAGCGUGGCAAGGCAAAGGCCAAGCCCACACGCGACUGGGACGCAGAGCUUGCGGCACUGGACGACGAGGAGGGCGGCGCGAUGACGACGACAACGACGACGACGACGACGACGACUACGACUACGACAGCGAUGAAAACAGCGAUGGCGCCAGCGGCUGAGACUGCAGCGGUAGCAGAGGUCGACGAUGUGACGGCGUACGGGGUAGAGGCAUCGGUGGCGUUUGCAGUCAAGGCGGCCAAGGAAGGAAAGCCCGUGCCGGGACUGCCGAGCGGGAGCGGGACGACGCGGUACCACAGCAACGAGGAGAAUCCGCGAGUCUGGCUGGAGCUGGUAGUGGAGGAGGCUGAGCGGGGGACGCGUAGGCCAAGCUCCCGGACAGUCCGUCUCGAGUUUGAGGUCUAUGCCGAUCUGGUGCCCAAGACGGCGGAGAACUUUGUGAAGCUGGCCACCGGCGAGAUGCGGCGGUCGCGGCUGUCCGACGUCUGGCUCCACUACCAGGGUACCCGCGUUGAUGCAGCUGUACCUGGACGGUGGAUCCAGGGCGGGAACAUCCACCGCAAGUUUGUUCCGGGCGCGAGCAAUCCCGUUGCGCAGGCCGCCACUGUGGCGCCGUGCGGCGAGUCGAUCUACGGCCCAACCUUUGACGACGAGUCAUUUGUCCUCAAGCACUCGGUAGCCGGCCUGCUUUCCAUGGUCAACGCUAACUCGUGGCGUUCUGGCGACUCGGCCGAUCUCAGCUCGCGCAUGUUCCGCAGGAACGCCAACGGCUCGGCGUUCAUGGUGACGCUCGCCCCUGCGCCUGCCCUCGACAAGCGUCAAGUUGUCUUUGGCCGCCUCUCCGAUGGCCGUCGCGGCCUCGAAUACGUGGCCUCGCUCGGCUCGGCCGAUGGCUCGCUCCGCCCCGGCGUCUCCAUCAUCAUCGCAAGCUCGGGCGUCGUCGGCGGCGCCGUCAAGAUCUCGGCCUCGGAAAUGCUGGCCUUCUCGGACGGCUCGUUUGCCCGCAAACCCAAGCGCCACCGCUCACGCUCUCGCGAACGCGACAACAACGCUUCUUCCGCCGCUGCCAAGUUCUCGUUUGGGAAGAGCACCGGCAAGACUGGUGGCGGGUUCAAGGCCGGUGGUGGUGGGUUCAAGCUCGGUGGAGGUGGCGGCGGCGCUGGUGGUGGCGGUGGCGGCCUCAAGAGCUUUGGCGCAGCGCCCAAGGCCAAUGAGCCGUCGGUGAAAAAGGCGUCAGAGACAGGAGGCAAGGGCUUUGCUUUCCCGGGCGGUGCAAAGGCUGGUGGCGGCGGCGGUGCAAAGGCUGGUGGCUUCUCGCUCGGAAAGUCCGGCGGCGCGGCAGCUGGAGGCGGAGCCAAGGCGGGUGGCUUCUCGCUCGGCAAGAAGACGGGUGGCGCGGCGGCGAGCGGCGGAGCCAAGACAGGCGGCUUCUCGCUCGGCAAGAAGACGGAUGGCGCAGCGGCGAGCGGCGGAGCCAAGGCAGGCGGCUUCUCGCUCGGCAAGAAGACGGAUGGCGCAGCGGCGAGCGGCGGAGCCAAGGCAGGCGGCUUCUCGCUCGGCAAGAAGACGGAUGGCGCGGCGGCGAGCGGCGGAGCGAAGGCAGGCGGCUUUUCGCUCGGCAAGAAGACGGAUGGCGCGGCGGCGAGCGGCGGAGCGAAGGCAGGCGGCUUCUCGCUCGGCAAGAAGACGGAUGGCGCGGCGGCGAGCGGCGGAGCCAAGACCGGUGGCUUCUCACUCGGCAAAAAGACAGACGGUGCUGCGGCGAGUAGCAGCAGCGGGGCCAAGACCGGGUUUGCGCUGGGCGGCAAGGCCGGCGGCAUCAGUACAUCAGCCACGUCUGCACAGAAGGACCCAACGGUGUCGCCCGAGCUCCGCGACAAGUCGCUGGAGGAGAUCAUCAAUCUGUGGCGGGCCGAGCUGCGCGAGUGUGUGGAGACGUUUACCAACCAGGCGAUCCAGAUCUCCGAGUGGGAUCGUGUGGUGGUGGACAACGGCGAGAAGAUCUCCAACCUGCACAACGAUGUCCAGCGAGUCAAGAUUGCCCAGGACUCGCUCAACUCGAACCUGGAGUUUAUUCUCACGCAGCAGAGCGAUCUCAGGCACAACCUCACCCAGCUCGAGGCCGAGAUCGCCAAGCACGAGAGCGGUGGCGAGUUCCGACAGCCGGCCGAUCAUGAGCGUGAGCAGGCGUACACUCUGGCGGAGAACCUCAAUGUCCAGCUCUUGCACAUGGGCAGGUCGCUCACAGAAAUGAUCUCCAAGCUCAACUCCUCGCACGCCGAGCGUGUCAAGGACGACAACCCGAUCAACCAGAUUGUUCAGAUCCUCAACGCACACCUCAACUCGCUGCAGUGGAUCGACGACUCGUCGGCCUCACUGCACUACCGCAUCGAGGACGUCUCGCGCGAGCUCCAGCGCCAGAACUCAACGUCGUCGUCGCACUACGCCGGCGCCUCCUCCAUGUUUGCCACCAGCGGCAGCGCCCGAUACUACUGA